AUGGCCGCAUCAAGUACCCCGGCGUCCCCAACCAAGAAGCGCAGACGAAGAGCUCCUGCAACCGGAGCGGCUGAGGAUUGCUUUAGCUGCCGCUCCGCCGGCAUCAAGUGCGAUAGGCGACGGCCCUACUGCGGGCCAUGCCUCGAAGGCGACCAGACAUGCAAAGGCUACCGAACUCAACUUACGUGGGGUGUCGGGGUUGCGAGUAGGGGAAAGCUCAGGGGCUUGUCACUGCCGGUGCUCAACGCCGAAGGGAAGGCAAAGAAGGCUAGGACGGCAGGCGCGGGGACUCCGAAUUACGGAGCAAAUCAGAAGCAGCAACAGCAGCAGCAGCGCACGUCACCUCCGUUGACGGCAAGCGUCAGCAAACUCAGUGUCAUCACGAGCUAUGAUUUCGUCAACAUGGAACCGCCGUCGAACUCUGCAGUAUCCCGUGCACCAUCAUCGGCGAUGUCUGCGACACCGCAAUCAGCGAUCUCGCAACACCAUCAUCAUCAACAUCCCCCGGCGCCGCAAGCCCAACAGCAGCAUUACCAGGCAUCCUCCCCUUCCGGCAAUGCGCAAUACCACAAAUCCCCUUACUCCCAUGUCUCCCUGCCUCAGCAACAGGCCCCGUCGAUGCUGCUGUCGCCGAUGUCGGAGUACGAGCCGAGCUUCAACAAUGGUCCCCAUCACCACCAUUACCCAAUCUCCUCCGCCCCUGCGUCUGCCCCAAUGUAUGAAAUGGUCUCGGGGGUGACGAGUGCAUCAUACCACGGGUCACCGUCCAUGACGGCCACUAGCAGCGGUGUCUCUUACGCGCCUAUGACUGCCUCGGUGCACGCACCGGCGCCGCGCAUGAUGCACAGUGGUCAUGUCCACCCAAACGGACAGUCGUGGAAUGGGCCAAACAUGGGAGUAGGCAAUCUUCAUCACCAACAUGUACCCCCGGGCCACAACAACCUGUCCGACCUGUUGUACGAUGAAGAUAUGCUCGGUACCGUGCCCGGGUACCGUCAGUCCAUUCCAGCGCAUGCGCCGAUUAAUCCGUCCAACUACCAUCGCCGGCAUCGGGGAGAUGUUCGAGAACUCUCCCUAGGCCCGGUUCUUCCACCUCCGCAGCUUGCACAUCUUGAUCCGUUCCUGAGGUUCCUGAUCGACUAUUACGACAAGUCGGUCUGUGCGGCGGUCGUUGUGUUUGACGGACACAACAAUCCUUUCCGCCGCCAGAUCCUACCGAUGGCCUUUGAGAACCCGGCACUGCUCGAGGCGAUCUUUGCGUUGUCCCGGAGCCAUCUCCAGUCCCGUAAGAGGAUGGGGUUGCCGACUGUCAGCCAUCCGGAAAGUCUCAUGCCGACAUCACCGCAUUCCCCCUACCGGAAUUCUGAUGACUAUCCUUCGACAACGACGCCGCGCGAUUCGUCGGGAGUGCACGAGACAUCCGACAGCGCGUUGCACCACAAGAACAACUGCACCAAGCUCCUCCAACACCAACUCACCGACCCCGUGUUGUCGAAAGAGGAUUCGGUUUCGGCAACCCUUCUCAUCUUGCUACUGUAUCACAUCUGCGACACGGGUGUUGGGAUGUUCAAAACCCAUCUUGCAGGUGUGAAGCGGUUGAUGAUGAUGAGGGAGGUUGGCAAGGAGACUGGUCGGUGGGGGUGGAUGGAGACCGUCUUCUGUUGGCUGGAUAACAUGUGCAGCUCAAUCAACAACCGGGAAGCCCAGCUUCGGGGUGGCUAUCUGGACAUGAUCCAUGCUUCCACCGACGAAUGGAGCCUCGAGUCACUCACCGGAUGCGAUCGCGAUCUCUUUAUGCGUCUUGCCGGACUGGGGAGGAUCAACAUGCUGAGCCAAGAGCCGGCGGGGCCCGCAAUCAAGAACGAAAUCGAUCCUGCCGACGAGGAGGAUGAUGGAGAGUCGGAACCCGCACGGAACGAGAACGACGGGAGGAGCGACUUCUGGUUGGCUUGGAAUGCCAUGAAGUCAGACCUGUACGAAUGGAAGCCGACCACUCAGUACGCGGCGACCUCCUCUCAGAUAAACCCCGUGGAAGUCAAACGCGAGUCUUCGAUGAGUCCUCCGGCGGCGUCACCGCCUGUUUUCGCGAGGACACCACCGAGCGCCCACGUGAGAGCCCUGGAGGCGGUCGAAAUGAACCACUGGUUGCACGCCUGCAACGUCUAUCGCUACGCUGCGAUAUUAUAUCUCGACAGACUCGCCUACCCGCAUCUUCCGUCAUCGCAUUCGAUAUUCCAGAAUACCGUCCGCGAAGUCCUCGACCACGUUGCUUGCAUCCCCUCGAACGGGUUGGGCAGCAGACUCCUAUGGCCCUUAUUUAUCACCGGGUCCGAGUGUGUGAUCGACGCCCACAAGACGCUUAUCCGCGAGAGGUGUCUGGAAAUGCAACGCGACGUGGGAUUCUUCAAUAAAUUUUCUGGCCUCGACGCCCUGGAACGGAUCUGGAAGGAAGAUGACGACGAUGAUAGUGCCAGUGGGUUAUUUGCUGGAUCUCGAAGGACCGGGAGGGCCGAGAACCGCAGCAUUGGUGGCAGAGGUCUUCGCUGGAGAAAGAUCAUUGCCUCGGACGAGAUGGAAUACCUCAUGGUCUAA
Molecule: messenger RNA, 2592 nt
Organism: Tricharina praecox
Lineage: Eukaryota; Fungi; Ascomycota; Pezizomycetes; Pezizales; Pyronemataceae
Product: fungal-specific transcription factor domain-containing protein
Exons: 4
Coding region: 1-2592 (863 amino acids)
Biological process (GO): positive regulation of transcription by RNA polymerase II
Cellular component (GO): nucleus
Molecular function (GO): DNA-binding transcription factor activity, RNA polymerase II-specific; transcription cis-regulatory region binding; zinc ion binding
Source: RefSeq, a predicted model, not a curated record